Molecule: messenger RNA, 11850 nt
Organism: Lasiodiplodia theobromae
Lineage: Eukaryota; Fungi; Ascomycota; Dothideomycetes; Botryosphaeriales; Botryosphaeriaceae
Product: Hybrid NRPS/PKS protein 1
Exons: 4
Coding region: 1-11850 (3949 amino acids)
Biological process (GO): fatty acid biosynthetic process; secondary metabolite biosynthetic process
Molecular function (GO): phosphopantetheine binding; 3-oxoacyl-[acyl-carrier-protein] synthase activity; fatty acid synthase activity
Source: RefSeq, a predicted model, not a curated record
AUGCAGCGCAACCCUGAGCCCAUUGCCAUCGUAGGCAGCGCAUGUCGCUUUCCUGGAUCCUCGACCUCGCCGUCGAAGCUAUGGGAACUUCUCAAGCAGCCACGAGACGUCCUGUCCAACAUUGACAGGUUCAAGGCGAAGAGCUUCUACCACCAAAACGGACACUAUCACGGAGCGAGCAACGUGCGCCAGUCGUACCUCCUGAAUGACGACCCCUGUGCGUUCGACGCACAAUUCUUCAAUAUCCAAGCGGCCGAGGCAGACUCGAUCGACCCUCAACAGCGCCUGCUGCUCGAAAGCGUGUACGAGUCGAUCGAGAGCGCUGGCCUGAAGCUUGAAGACCUUCAAGGCUCACGUACCGCCGUCUACGUCGGUGUCAUGUGCGACGACUAUGCCGAGAUCGUGUACCACGACGUCGAGUCGAUUCCAAAGUACGCCGCUACUGGCUCGGCCAGGAGUAUCAUGAGCAACCGCAUCUCAUACUUUUUCGACUGGCACGGUCCCUCGAUGACAAUCGACACAGCAUGUUCGUCCAGUUUGGUGGCAGUGCACCAGGCGGUGCAGGUGCUCCGCAGCGGCGAGUCCAACGUCGCUGUGGCAGCCGGCGCCAACCUCAUCUUCGGCCCAAAGAUGUAUAUCGCCGAGAGCAACCUUAACAUGCUGUCGCCGACGGGGCGAUCGCGCAUGUGGGAUGCGAACGCAGACGGAUACGCACGCGGUGAAGGUAUCGGAGCGGUCGUGUUGAAGACGCUGAGCGCCGCGCUCGCGGACGGUGACGACAUCGAAUGCAUCAUCCGCGAGACGGGCGUUAACCAGGACGGACGCACGCCAGGCAUCACCAUGCCUAGUGCCUCCGCCCAGGCAGAUCUCAUCGCGCAGACAUACGCCCGUGCGGGCCUGGAUCCCCGCAAGGAGACAGACAGGUGUCAGUACUUCGAGGCUCACGGCACCGGUACCAAGGCGGGCGACCCGCAGGAGGCCUCGGCCAUCUGCGAAGCCUUCUUUGGCGGGGCCGAGACGCCUGCUGGGGAGGUGCCGCUGUGGGUCGGCUCGAUCAAGACCGUCAUCGGCCACACCGAGGGCACUGCGGGCAUCGCAGGCUUGCUCAAGGCGUCGUUGGCGGUGCAAAACAAAAUGAUCCCGCCCAACAUGCACUUCAACCGCCUGAACCCAGACGUCGCUCCUUACUACUCCAACCUGCGCAUCCCGACGGAGCUGCAGACUUGGCCGGCGCUGCCGGCUGGCACUCCGCGCCGUGUCAGUGUCAACAGUUUCGGCUUCGGAGGCACCAACGCCCACGCCAUCGUCGAGAGCUACGAGAAGCCAGCGGUCACUGCGGAGCCCGCACUCCCGCUCGCAUCGUCAGGGCCGUUUGUCUUCUCGGCCAAUUCGGUGCGCUCUCUCAAGGACGUGCUGGCCGCACAUGCCGACUUCCUCCGCUCCGGUGCCGAGGUCGACCUCCGCACGCUCGCCUGGACGCUGCACCACCGCCGGUCUGCAUUCCCCGUGCGGACGUCGGUGGCGGCGCAGUCGGUCGAGGAGCUGUGUGAGCGGCUGGAUGCUCAGCGUGAGGAGGCUAGCUUCGUGCGCGCCGCCACCAAGUCGCGCCGCAUCGUCGGCAUCUUCACCGGUCAGGGCGCGCAGUGGGCCGCCAUGGGCCGUGGUCUGGUGCUGGCGUCAAAGGCAGCGUCUCAGACACUUGCUGAGCUCGAGCAGGCGCUCGCAGAGCUGCCCGAGAGCGAGAGGCCGGAGUGGUCGCUCCGCGAGCAGCUCCUCGCGCCGGCUGAGACCUCGCGCGUGCGCGAGGCGGCUUUGUCACAGCCGCUGUGCACCGCCGUCCAGGUGCUGUUGGUCGACCUUCUAUACGCAUGCGGCAUCUCCUUCGAGGCCGUUGUCGGUCACUCCAGCGGUGAGAUUGGCGCAGCCUACGCGGCAGGCUUCCUUUCCGCCCGCGACGCCAUCCGCAUCGCCUACCUGCGUGGUCUUCACGCCACGGGUGCUCGCGGCGGCGCCAUGCUCGCGGCAGGCACAUCCAUGGCCGACGCCAGCGAGCUGUGCGCUCUGCCCUUCUUCCGUGGGCGCCUCUGCGUGGCGGCCAGCAACUCGUCGGCCAGCGUCACCCUCUCCGGUGACGCCUCCGCCGUCGACCGCGCACAGCUGGUCAUGGAGGAUGAGUCAAAGUUCGCGCGCAGACUGGUCGUCGACACGGCCUACCACUCGCACCACAUGCUGCCCUGCCUGCCCGGCUACAUCGCCUCGAUGCGCCGCGCCGGCAUCCAGCUGCGCACCCCGCCGGCUAAUGCCCCUCGGUGGUUCUCCAGCGUGCUGGAUGGCCGUGAGAUGAAUGUGGCCGACGUCGACGUUGCUCAGUACUGGGCCGACAACAUGGCCCGGCCGGUGCUGUUCUCGCAGGCACUGACCGCUGCUGUUUCCGCCACGGGCGCCCCCGCCGUCGCCAUCGAGGUCGGACCGCACCCAGCACUGCGCGGCCCGGCCAGCCUCACCAUCGAGGAGAUGGUCAAGGGUGGCUGCCCGUACACCGGCACUAUCAAGCGUGGCAGCAACGAUGUCGAGGCCCUGGCCGACUGCGUGGGCUUCAUCUGGUCCCACCUGGGUUCGGCUGCUGUGGACUUGGAGCGCUUCGACGAGGCCUUCUCCGGCCCAGCCCCCCGCAUGGUACCCAAGGGCCUGCCUCAAUACCCCUGGGACCACGACAGGACUUUCUGGAGUGAGUCGCGCGAGUCCCGCAUGGUGCGUCUGCGCGACGACCCCGUCCACGCCCUCCUCGGCACCCGCUGCCCCAGUGACGCCGAGGGUCAGCACCGCUGGCGCAACUACCUGAAGCCUACGGAGCUCCCGUGGCUGCGUGGUCACCAGAUCCAGGGCCAGACGCUGUUCCCGGCUGCCGGCUUCGCGUGCAUGGCCCUUGAGGCUUGCAGGGCUCUCGCCACUCCCGAGGAGACGCGCCUGAUUGAGAUCACCGACUUCAGCAUUCACCGCGCCCUCAGCUUCUUCGACGACAGCACCGGCGUGGAGACGCUCUUCUGCCUCACCAACGUCCGCACCGAGGCGGGCCACGUCGUCGCCGAUUUCAGCUGCGAUGCCUCCCUCACCAAGGACUCGGGUUUCACCUCGGUGGCCAACGGCAAGCUGAGGGUCACCCUCGGCAGCCCUGCGCCCGACUGCCUGCCGGCAAGGCCCGCUCAGCUCGCCGACAUGGCCGGCGUCGACGUCGACACCUUCUACGCCAGCCUCCGCAACACGGGCUACAACUACUCGGGCAUGUUCCAGGCCAUCACGAGCCUGGAGCGCACGCGCGACGCCGCCCGCGGCACCAUCUUCGUUCCCCGCGAGGGCGACGAGGAGUCGACACUGGUACUCCACCCCGCUCCGCUGGACGUGGCUUUCCAAGCCAUCUUCGCGGCGCUGGCUUCCCCCGGCGAUGGCGACCUGUGGACGCUGCACAUCCCGACCCUGAUCGAGCGCAUCCGCCUCAACCCGUCGGCCUGCAUGGGCACCGGCUGCCUCGAGCUGCCGCUCGCCUUCGAGGCCGACUUGGCGCUCGCGGACGGCAUCCGCGGCGACGUCGUCGUGCGGGAUGGCAGCAGCAGUAAGAACAAUACCAUCGUCCAGAUCGAAGGCCUGCAUGUGUCGCCCCUCGCCACGCCCACGGCCAAGGACGACCGCCAGCUGGUGGCCGAGACCCUCUGGGGCCCGCUGUCGCUCGAUUUGGAGGGCAUCUACCAGCCCUGGGUGCUCACCGACGACGAGGCCGCCGCGUCGGCUCUUUGUGAGCGCACUUGUCUCUUCUACCUGCGCAGGCUCCACGAGACUAUCACGCCCGAAGAGCGCGAGCGCUGCAACUGGCACCAGGCGAGGGUGCUGGAGUGGGCUGCCCACGCCGUCGCGCUCGCCGCGGCUGGCCAGCACCCGACGUGCAAGAAGGAGUGGUUGGAUGACUCGUACGAGUUUAUCCAGGCUGAGGUGCAGAAGAUGAUGGACCGCUUCCAGGACUUCCAGAUUGUGCUGCUCGUCGGAGAGACGCUGGUGCCGUUUGUGCGCGGCGAGACGACCAUCCUCGAGCAGUUCCGUUCGAACAAUCUCCUGGACCACUUCUACAGGGAUUCCAUCGGCCUGCCCGAGUACAACACCUACCUCGGACAGGUUGCUGACCAGCUCGCGCACCGCUACCCCAGCAUGGAUUUCCUUGAAAUCGGUGCCGGCACUGGAAGUGCGGCGAACGCGAUCCUGAAGCGCAUCGGCCGCCGCUACGGCUCAUACACUUACACCGAUAUCUCGGCCGCCUUCUUCGAAGACGCCCAGCGGCUCUUCGCAGACCACAACGACCGGUUCACUUACAAGACGCUUGACGUUGAGCAGGACCCCACUGACCAGGGCUUCCCGGAGCAUGCGUACGAUGUGAUCGUGGCAUCCAACGUCCUCCACGCCACGCGUUCGCUGGAGAACACGCUCCGCAACGCUCGCCGCCUGUUGAAGCCUGGUGGCCACCUCCUGCUGCUCGAGAUCACGAACAAUAGGCCGCUGCGCAUUAGCUUCAUCUUCAGCGGACUGCCCGGCUGGUGGGUCGGUGAGGAAGAGGGACGCCGCCUCACGCCGCUGGUGACGCGCCGGGAGUGGGACGCGGUACUCCGCCGCGCCGGCUUCGCGGGCGUGGACACCACGACGCCCAGCUCCAAGAACGACCUCAUCCCCUUCUCGGUCAUGGCUGCCCAGGCUGUCGACUCGCACAUCAGCCUGCUGAGGGAGCCGCUGGCCCACCCUGCCAGCGCAAAGCCCAUCAUCGACAACCUCGUCAUCGUGGGCGGCGCCACCUUCGCCACCUCGCGCCUCGUCCAAGCCAUCGGCAACACCGUCGCGCCCUACUGCAGGAACAUCACCGCGUUCGACAGCCUCGAGGCCGUCGACUACGUCCCGCCCAAGGCCACGGUGCUGAACGUGUCGGAGCUGGAGACCGCCUUCUUCAAUCCCUUCACGGCCCGCAAGCUGGAGUCUGCCAAGUACAUUUUCGACUCGGCUCGCCUCGUGCUCUGGGUCACGCAGGGCAAUCGCGCCGACGACCCGUACGCCAACAUGAUGUACGGCGUGGCGCGCUGCCUCGCGUCGGAGAUGAAGCGCACGCUGCGCAUGCAGAUGCUCGACUUCGACACCACCGUCAAGCCCGACGCCCAGCUCAUCGCGGCGUCGCUGCUGCGCCUCCAGAUCGGCGACUCGGCCUCUCAGCGGGCCAGCUCCACGCUGUGGUCCAUCGAGCACGAGCUCUCGGUCACCAGCAGCGGCGCCAUCGAGGUUCCCCGCUACCGCCCCAGCCAGGGGCCCAACGACCGCUUCAACUCUACGCGCCGCCCCAUCACCGCCGAAGUGUCCCUGGAGGAGUCUGUCGUCGACGUCGUUCGCGCCGACGACGACACCCUCGAGCUUCGCGAGGGCCGCUUCCCCGGCGCCGAUGAGACUGCCGGUAGCAGCGAGUACGUUGACAUUCGCGUGCUCCGCUCGACCGCGUCCGCCCUGCAGAUCGGCCGCAUGGGCUUCCUGUUCCUGGUCGUGGGCGUCGACCGCGCCUCGGGCCAGACGCUGCUCGCCCUGGCCCCCAGCUGCUCGUCGGCCGUCCGCGUCCCCAAGGCCUGGACUGCGGCCUGCGACAAUGUGCCCGAAGACAAGACCAGCCAGCUACUUGUCGCGGCCGCUUCCAGCAUCACGGCCGCCGCUAUCCUCGCCGGCGUCGAGCAGGGCGGCUCCCUGCUCGUCCACCAGCCCGCCCCGCUGCUCGCGGCGCUGCUUGAGAAGCAGGCGGCUGAGAAGCAGAUCAAGCUCGCGCUGACUACUUCCAGCGACGAGAGGUACGACCUCAAUGGCCAGCAGCCCACGAUCAUCCACCCGUGGGCCCCGGAGCGUGCUGCGCGCCAGUGCGUCCCGCAGGACAUUUCUCUCCUCGUCGACUUGGCUGCGAGCGAGGACGCAGUGCACCUCGGCAAGUUCGCGCCGAGAGGAUGCACGUUGAUGGAUGCUUCGAGCCUCCUGAGCUCGCAUGCCAGCACGCGUGCCGCCUGGCCUGCUGAUGAGCUGGCGGCUUGCCUCUCGACGGCCUGCGCCCAGGCUCAGCAGCCCGAGCUGCUGUCGUCCACUGACGCUACAGAAGUCCCGGUUGGCUCUCUCGCCGGCCGUCGCGAUGCUGCCAACAACGCCACGCUCGAGGUCGUCGAUUGGACUGCCACUGCCUCGGUCACGGUCAGCGUGCGCCCGGUUGAAUCGACGGUCCGAUUCAGGUCCGACAGGACGUACUUCCUGCUCGGAAUGACGGGCGAUCUCGGCAGGUCGCUCUGCCGCUGGAUGGUGGAGAGGGGUGCCAAGCACUUUGCUCUCUGCAGCCGCAGGCCCAACGAGGAUCAGGCGUGGGUCAAGAUGAUGAGGGCUGCGGGAGUCGUUCUCAAUAUGUUUGCCGUGGACGUCACGAGUAAGGACUCGGUGCUGUCCGCGCACCGCGAAAUCUGCCGGACCAUGCCGCCGAUUGCGGGUGUGGCCAACGCUGCCAUGGUGCUGGAAGACCUGCUGUUCUCGAACAUGGACUACGAGACGAUGAACAAGGUCUUGCGGCCCAAGGUCGACGGCAGCCGGAUCCUGGACGAGCUCUUCCCGACCAACGACCUGGACUUCUUCAUCCUGUUCUCGUCGCUGGCUUCGGUCACUGGCAACUACGGACAGUCGCCGUACGCGGCGGCCAACUCGUACAUGUGCGCCCUGGCCCACGGCCGCCGCAAGAGGGGCCUCGUGGCCAGCGUCAUGAACCUGGCCGGCAUCAAGGGCCUCGGCUACAUCCACCGCACCGACGAGACGAUCCUCGACCGCCUCGACACGAUGGGCUACGCGACCGUGUCGGAGCGCGACUUCCUGACCUUCUUCGCCGAGUGCGUCGAGGCCGGCCGCCCCGAGUCGGGCCGCAACCCCGAGCUGUCGGCCGGCCUGCAGUCGUUCGACCCCACCUACGCCCACGCUCCGGCCUGGAUCGACAACCCCAAGUUCGCACACUACCGCCAGUCGCAGCGCAACAGCGCCGCCGCCGCCGUCGACGCCGCGGGCCGCCCCAAGGACCCCGUUAAGAAGCAGCUCCUCGAGGUGGAGAGCAUGGAGGAGGCCGAGCAGGUGCUGCAGGAGGCGUUCCUUGCCACCCUGCAGCAGACGCUCAAGCUGCCCAACGACGGCUCGCUGACGGCGGAUACCCCGGUCGUCUCGCUCGGCGUCGACUCGCUCGUUGCCGUCGACAUGCGCUCGUGGUUCGCCAAUGAGCUCGACCUCGAUAUGCCCGUGCUCAAGAUCCUGGGCGGCGCCACCGUCGCUGAGCUUGUUGAGGACGCUGUUGCUCGCAUGUCGCCCGAGCUGGUCCCCAAGGCCGCGCCGGCAGCGGCGGUUGAAGAGAAUGCUGGUUCUGAUUCUACCAGCGAGGAGGAAUCGGCGCCUGAAAACGCGGGCUCCGGUUCCGAGGACGUGAGCUCCGAUGACGACAAUUCGUCGGUGCUCUCGGAGGAGAUUCCCGCGCUCUCUGAGCACGAGGCCGAGGAGGAUGAGGACUGCAGCGGCGCCAAGGUGGAGGAGCUGGUGCCGCUGCCUACUUUCGAGAAGACGGUACCUAUGGCGUAUGCGUCGACACGGUUUUGGUUCCUGCAGCAGUACCUGGACGACCCGACCGCUUUCAACCUGGUCUUCCGGGCCCGCAUCACCGGCCCGCUCCGUGUGCACGAUCUGCAGCGGGCCGCUAGCGCCGUGGCCGAACGCCACGAGGCCUUCCGCACCGCCUUCUUCUCGGGCGACGACGGCGCGCCUAUGCAGGGUGUGCUGCCUUUCUCAUCGCUGCGCCUCGAAACUUCCAACAUCAUCGAUGAGCAGCAAGUCCUCGACGCGUGCCGCACCCUCUCGAGCCACCGCUACGACAUUGAGCGCGGCGAGACGGCUCGGCUGAUGCUGCUGUCGAACGGCCCGACGACGCACCACCUGCUCUUCGGCUUCCACCACAUCGCCAUCGACGGCUUCAGCUUCAACGUCUUCCUUUAUGAGCUCGACCGCGCGUACCGCCGCCAGUCUCUGCCGCCCGUCGCCGUCCAGUUCGGCGACUUCGCUACCCGCCAGAGGCGCGCCGUCGAGAGCGGCCAGCUCAAGACUCAUCUCGACUUCUGGAAGAAUGAGUACCCGGACUGCCCGCAGCCGCUGCCGCUCUUCCCCCUCGCUCAACGCCGCACCCGCCAGGCCUUGACGCGCUAUGAGUGUGCCGAGGCGACCGUUACGCUGGGAGCCGACCUGGCCAAGCGCAUCAAGGACCAGGCCCGCCGCCACCGCGCUACUUCGUUCCACUUCUUCCUCGCCGCGCUCAAGGUCCUCCUCUUCCGCUGGCUUGAGGACACGGACGACGUCAGCAUCGGCCUCGCCGACGCCAACCGCACCGAUGGCGACACCGCCGGCACCAUCGGCUUCCUGCUGAACCUGCUCCCGCUGCGCAUGCGCCGCUCAUCCAAGGACAGCUCCUUCGCUGACGUUCUGACCGAGGCGCGCACCAAGGCCUACGCCGCCCUGGCCCACUCGGCGGUGCCGUUCGACGUGCUGCUCGAGGAGCUCGCCAUCCAGCGCUCGUCGACGCACAGCCCGCUCUUCCAGGUCUUCUUCGACUACCGCCAGCUCGCCAUCCGCACCGAGAAGGCCCUGGGCGCCGAGCUCGAGGGCGACGCCACGCUGGGCAACACGGCCUACGACGUCACCCUCGACAUCACCGACUACGCCGGCGGCGAGGUCUCCGUGUCGAUGAAGACGCAGAAGUACCUCUACCCCCAGCGCGCCGCCGAGCUCCUGCUGCGCAGCUACAUCCGCAUGCUGGAGGUGUUCGCUGCUCGUCCUGACGCCCGCGAGAGCGAGCCCGCCCUGUUCGACGACGCUGCGGUGCAAGAGGCGCUCGAUGCGGGCCGUGGGCCGGCCAUGGAGUUGGCUUGGCCGGCGACCGUGUCGCAGCGCAUCGACGUGAUGGCUGCGCAGAACCCGGAGCGCACUGCCAUCCGCGACGGGCACGGCGCCAAUCUGACGUACUCGACCAUGGAUGCGCGCUGCAACGCCAUCUCUGCGGCUCUCGAGGAACACGGCGUCACUGAGGGCUCUUCCGUCGCGCUGCUCCAGGAGCCCACGGCCAAUUGGGCUUGCUCCGUGCUGGGUGUGUGGAGGGCUGGAUGCGCCUACGUGCCUCUGGAUACCCGCCACACGCCUCAGCGCAUCGCCGCCGUGCUGAGCGACUGCCGCGCCAGCGCCAUCCUUUGCGACGCUCGCACCUUCACCCGUGCCAUGACACUGUCUACACCUGACAUGGCCGUCAUCAACGUCGACAUGCUCGCCGAAGAUGCAACCCCACGUGCUAGCCGCGCCCGCCCCGAGGAGCCGGCCGCCAUUCUCUACACCAGCGGUUCCACUGGCGUGCCCAAGGGCAUCAUGCUGCGCCACAGCGGCAUCCGCAACAACAUCGAGGGCACCGACAGGCACUGGGGCGUCGGCCGUGAGACCGUCCUCCAGCAGAGCGCCUGCACCUUUGACAUGUCUCUCCGCCAGCUUCUGACCGCCCUCACGCACGGCGGCACCCUCUACGUCGCGUCCGCCGAGGCGCGCCGCGACCCGGCUCAACUGACCUCGCUGCUCGCCUCCGAGGGCAUCUCGUGGACCGUCGCCACCCCGUCCGAGUACCAGGCCUGGCUGGCCUAUGGCGCGAAGGACAUCGCCCGCGCCACCAACUGGCGCUUCGCCACUUCGGGCGGCGAGGCCUUCACGCGCGCUCUGCGCGACGACUUCGUCGCCCUCGCCAACCCGCUGCUGCGCGUCUUCAACGCCUACGGCCCCAGCGAAAUCACCUUCUCCUGCGCCGAGGCCGAGAUCCCGUCCACCCCCGACGCCGCUCGUAUUAACGACGGCGCCAUCUCCCUCGGCCGCCCGCUGCCCAACUACACCAUCCGCAUCGUCGACGAGAACCUGCGCCCGCUCCCUGCCGGCGUCGCUGGUGAAAUCGUCGUCGGCGGGCCCAGCGUCGCCGCCGGCUACGUCGACACGGCACUCAACGCGGCCAAGUUCAUCCCGGACCUGGAUAACGCGGCAGUCAAGGCCUUCCGCACCGGUGACGUCGGCCACCUCGGCCCCGACGGCACGCUCUUCUUCCACGGCCGCGUCGCCGACGACGCGCAGGUCAAGCUGCGCGGCAUCCGCAUCGAGCUCGGCGACGUCGAGAGCGCCGUCGUCAAGGCUUCUGAUGGCGCCGUCGCCGCUGCCGUCGCGUCGGUGAGAGGUAACCCGCCUUUCCUGGUCGCUCACGUUGAGUUUGCCGCCGAUGGUGGUAAAGAAGAUGAGAACAAGAACGACUUCCUAGCCGCUACCCUCAAGCCUCGUCUCGCCCAGGCCCUCCCCCAGUACAUGGUCCCGGCCACCCUCGUCCCCGUCGACCGCCUGCCCUUGACCGCACACGGCAAGCUUGAUCGUCGCGCCGCUGCCUCGCUCCCGCUUACUGCUGAGGAGGAUCAAUCGUCCGCCACUACUACCACCACGACUACGCUCACCCCCGACCAAAUCGCCCUCGAACGCCUCUGGCGCGCCGUCGUCUCGGCUGACGCCCCCCACGCCACCUCCGCCGACACCAGCUUCUUCGACGUCGGCGGCAAUUCGCUGCUGCUCGUCAAGCUCGCCCAGCUCAUCCGCGACGAGUUCGGCGCCGCGGUCCCGCUGCGCCAGCUGCUCGAGGACAACACGCUCGGCGCCAUGGCUGCGGCUGUCAAGCGUAGUGCUCCAGCGUCGGUCGAGGAGUGGGUGAGGGAGGACACGGUUGCGCCGGAGCCGCUGGACUUGGGCGGUGCUGUGAGCACUGCGGCGCCGCGGGCUAAGCCGGAGGCGCUGAGGGUGCUGUUGACGGGUGCUACCGGCUACCUCGGUCGCAGGAUCCUAAGCCAGCUCGUCGCUGACGAGCGGGUCGCCGAGGUGCACUGUCUCGCCGUCCGCCAGCCUUCCUCGCUCGUCGAGCAGCACGCCGCCAACCCCAAGGUCGUCGUCCACACCGGCGACCUCACCGCGCCCCGUCUCGGCCUGUCGGAAGCGGCUUUCGCCAACCUCGCUGCGUCGGCCGACGCCGUCGUGCACAGCGCCGCUAACCGCUCUUUCUGGGACCACUACGAGCACCUCCGCGCUACGAACGUCGCGUCGACCCGCGAACUCGUCCGCCUCGCGGCCCCGCGCGGCGUGCCGCUGCAUUUCGUGUCGAGCGCCGGCGCGGUUGCCCUGAGCUCGCCGGCGGACGCUGGUAGCGGUUACGUCUUGUCGAAGUGGGCGAGCGAGCGCCUCCUCGCUGACGCCGCGGCCCGGCUGGGCUUGCCGGUGCGCGUGCACAGGGCUAUGCCUGCCGAGGGAGAAGGAGAAGCUCCGGAGGAGCUGCUGAACGAGCUUCGUCAAGUUGCCAAGGAGCUGCGCGCGCUGCCGGAGACGUUUAAGGAGGAUGAUGAGACGGAGGCUGGUGCGUGGGCGGGUAGUUUCGACCUGGUUCGCGUUGAGGAUUUGGCACGGGAGAUUGGGCUGGCGGUUGUGGGAGAUGAUGAUGAUGAGGCGGGUGCUACGGUGGUGGAGUGUCGGUACCCGAGCACCGUGCGGUUGAGCAUGAGGGAUGUGGCGGGGCUGGUUGAGAAGGAACAAGAGGAAGGCAAGGAGGAGGAGUGGACCAGGAUGCCCCCGCAUGAGUGGGCGGGGAAGGCGAAGAAGGUGGGGUUUGGCUGGCAUUUUGCGGCGCUGGAUGCGAGUAUCGCGGCGAAUGGCGAGGGGUUGGCGAUAAGGAGGUGA